UCAGUUUAGCUUUUUGGAUUUUCAGGCACUCGUCUUCUUCUUCGUCAAAUUCGCUCCGCGAACAAAAACAAAAAUACGCCUGAAAUCAAAGCAAUUUCCUACUUUGAUAAAACAUUUUUUGAUAAUUUGAUAAGUUCUUGCUAUUAAAUUGUUGAGCGUUUUGUGAAAUCCUAGCUACAACGACACAAAAGGGUAGUGUAGAUUUUCUAGAAGCAUUGCCUUGUGCGCAGCACGACAGCGACAGAAAAACUCAUUAAUCCAGUAGAUUCCUCGCUGUUCAGAGCCUAAAACGUAUUCCAGUGAUGCCACAGGACAUCAAACGGGAACGGAAAAGUACACAGUCGACGAUGCACUCGAAAAGAAGUCACUGGAAUGAAGCUCCCCUAUCGCCUUGCCCCAUUCCGGACAUCAGCGACGAUGAGUUGGUGUCCAUUUCGGUCCGAGACCUGAACCGUACCCUGAAGCUGCGUGGCCUGACCCGGGAUGAGAUCGUCCGGAUGAAGCAGCGGCGGCGCACGCUCAAGAACCGUGGAUACGCCGCGAGCUGCCGGAUCAAACGGAUCGAGCAAAAGGACGAACUGGAGACGGAAAAGUCGCAGGAGUGGCGCGACAUGGAGAAGAUGCACGAGCAAACGAACCGAAUGCGCGACGAGGUCGAUGCCCUGCGGAACAAGUACGAAGCACUGCGGAAGUUUGCCAUCGGCGAGAAGAUCCCGCUGCCGCCGGAGUUGGACAUUUUGGGCUAGGAGGGAGGCAGCCAUUCCAUUAGGGUUACAAGGGAAUUAGGAUUAGGUGUGUAGUGUGAGUUGGGGAUUUUACGUUAGGUAUUAAUAUGUGUUAUCUUUACCUGAAUAUAGAGUUUACCGCUUAGUAGGAUUUGCGUAUACUUAAA
Messenger RNA from Aedes albopictus (Asian tiger mosquito), 892 nucleotides. It is a transcript of the gene maf-S, whose product is annotated as transcription factor MafK. The transcript has 4 exons. Gene Ontology annotation, cellular component: nucleus. The record is from RefSeq and is a predicted model, not a curated record. Lineage: Eukaryota; Metazoa; Arthropoda; Insecta; Diptera; Culicidae. Bases 303 to 746 code for a protein of 147 amino acids. Gene Ontology annotation, molecular function: DNA-binding transcription factor activity, RNA polymerase II-specific; RNA polymerase II cis-regulatory region sequence-specific DNA binding. Gene Ontology annotation, biological process: regulation of transcription by RNA polymerase II.